Molecule: messenger RNA, 1811 nt
Organism: Anas platyrhynchos (mallard)
Lineage: Eukaryota; Metazoa; Chordata; Aves; Anseriformes; Anatidae
Gene: HYKK
Product: hydroxylysine kinase
Molecular function (GO): amino acid kinase activity
Source: RefSeq, a predicted model, not a curated record
GCUUUCCGCGCUGCUCGAGAGCAACCCCAGGAGGCGGGCGGCGCACGGCCUAGUGCCUGGGAGCUGCCCUGGCUGAGGGCUCGGCGGCCACUCAGCAGAGGGGCGGCCUGAAGCAGCCCCUGUGCCCCAAGGCCCCGCGGGGCCUCCCCCGACCCGCAGCCCGUGAGGCGCGGCCCCGGCCCGGCGGCUCGGGCGCAGGCGCGGCGGCGGCAGCGCCUCAGUGCUCGGCGGGGCCGCGUUGUCCCGGGGCGGGGGAGCUGCUGCGGGCGGCAGGAGGGGAGCGGGGGCAGCCCAGAGGUCCCCGGGCAGAGCCCCCCGGCGUCUGCUCGCUUCGCUUCGCGGAGGCUGCAGCUCGGCGCUUCCAGCAGCCGGGCGGGCGCCGAGAGCUGCGGCUGGAGCGGGCGGGCGGGACUCCGCCGUGCGCUCUGCGCCCCCGAGCGCUGCAGCUGGUGGUGGCCGGGCUGAGCGAGCAGGCCUGCUCUGCCGCCAAGUAUCCGCAAAAGUCUUGCUUACCUUUCGCGGCUGCGAAUCGAGAGCUCUCUGAGACACGAUGUCUUCUGAAAGCGAGAGCCAACCACAGACGUUGAGCAAACCAGCAUUUGGUGAAAAGGAAGCAACAGAAUUGGUUGACAGGGUGUUUGGAUUAAAGGUGUCCUGGAUCAGGCCUCUCCCCAGCUAUGAUGAUCAGAAUUUCCAUGUGCGUGUCUUAAGAAGCAAAGGUGAGGCUGAAGGUGCAGACGAAUAUGUCCUUAAAAUCACCAAUUCGGAAGACAGCCAGGAGCCUGACCUCAUUGAAGCACAGACACAGGCCAUGAUAUUUCUCAGUGCUGAAGGCUUUCCUUCAGCUACACCUUACCUUACAAAAGAUGGUAACAUCAUGUCUCUGGAGCCAAGAGGUAGCGAGCCUGACAACAAAAAGUACAUGGUCAGGCUGCUGACUUACCUGCCGGGUACACCAGUAGCAAAAGUUGCUGCAGAACUUGCUACAAAUCCUCAGAUUUUCUAUGAGAUUGGUAAACUAGCUGCCAGUUUGGAUAAAGCUCUCACAGAGAAAUUCCAUCAUCCAUCAGUGAAAAGUCUGCAUCGAGGCCAGUUCAUUUGGAACCUGGCAAACGUCCCUCUUCUAGAUCGGUACAUUUAUGCCCUGGGCCAGAACCAGUAUCGUGAAGUUGUGGAACAAGUUAUUGAGCAAUUUAAAGAGAAAGUCAUACCCAAACUAAGCAGUUUUCGAGCCUGUAUCAAUCACGGAGAUCUCAAUGACCAUAAUAUUCUGGUGGACUGCACCUCUCCCUCCCAGGGGGCUCCUCAGUACAGGGUGUCCGGCAUCCUGGACUUCAGCGACAUGAGCUACGGCUACUACGUGUUUGAGGUGGCGAUAGCCAUGAUGUACGCCAUGAUCGAGAGCGCGGACCCGCUGCGGGUCGGGGGCCACGUCCUGGCCGGCUUCGAGCGGGUGGUGCCGCUGACGGCGGCGGAGCGGGGCGCCCUCUUCCUCCUGGUGUGCGGCCGCUUCGCGCAGUCCCUCGUCAUCGCGGCCCACACGGCGCUGGCCUACCCGCACAACCGCGACUACCUGCUGGUCACGGCGCGCACCGGCUGGCGGCACCUGGCGCGGAUGGCCGAGGCGGGGCAGGCCGCCGUCGAGCAGCUCUGGUUUGACACCGCCCGCGCCUACGGGCCCCGGGGGGACGCCGACUGAGGCGCCCCCGGCCCCGCCGUGCAGGCCCGCUCGCCGCCCGCCCGCCCGCAGCUCCGCGCCGGCACCAUGUCUCGAAGAUACGACUCCAGAACUACCAUUUUCUCUCCAGAAG